Molecule: messenger RNA, 14406 nt
Organism: Cladocopium goreaui
Lineage: Eukaryota; Dinophyceae; Suessiales; Symbiodiniaceae
Source: the annotation of a GenBank genome assembly
AUGGAGCCAAUGAGGACGCUUGAGCCGAUGAGGCCGAUGGAGCCGCUGGAGCUGAUGAAGCCGAUGAGGCCGAUGAGGCCGAUGAAGCCGAUGAGGCCGAUGAGGCCGAUGAAGCGAUGGAGCCGAGCCGAUGGAAGCCGCUGGAGCCGCCUGGUGGCCGAUGAGGCCGAUGGAGCCGAUGAGGCCGAUGGAGCCGAUGAGGCCGAUGAGGCUUCACCAAUAUCCAGACACUUUGACCGCAGUGGUGAGGCCAAUCAAGUUUCUUUGAAGCUUGGUUCCAAGUCUGGAAAGCAGCAACUCCCAGAGUCUAGUAGCACAAGCAAGUCAUGCAACCUUGUUUGUUUCGUAGACGAGAUUAGUAACACCGUUUUUGCUCUUUUGACUUUGUUUGCAUCAUUGUCUUUUGAGCCAGUUGUGCAAAUCACCAGAAUGCUUCGCCUUCACUGUUGGAAUAUCCUUCUGGGUAUUUGUGUUGGGUUGACUGUCUUGACCAGUUGUUUUUGCGGAUUUGACUUGACUUGCUUUUUGCUGCUGCCUUUCCGUGAUGGUAGCCUUUGUUUGCUUGAGUCCUUGCUGAUUGUCCUUCUCAAUCUUGCGGCGCAGUGGGUUUGUCUACUGGCCCUGGUGUGCGUGGCAGUCAUGCAUGUGCCUUCUAAGCUGACAGUGUGUCGUCGCUCUCACGUUGUUGUUGUCCGGAAGUCUUUGUGGCCGGAUCUUCUUGGGGGCACUGGUUUGGAGGAAAUUGGUUCCAAGUCAUGGUUGGACAACAUCUUGCAGGGCUUGAAUGCCCGACAACUGAAGCCACCCAUGCAGCAAGUUCGGAUGCUCGCGCAAGAUGAAGCCACUUUGCGGCGACUACAAAAAAGUGAAUCGCUGAAACAUCAGCUUGACAUUAUUUGUGGCGCUGCUUAUAAGGCCAAGUUGUCGUGGAAGAAAAUUGAUCAAAUUGACCCUGUUUCUUCUUCUCUCUCAACUGCUGCCCCGCCGGCUCCUCCUCCUUUGCCUGAAGUGCAAACAUGGAGGUUGCGUGCUCGUGACUGGAAAGUUGUGAAACCAGCAGCUACCGAUGGUGACGCUGUGAGUGGAGAAAGGCAUGAUGCAUUUCGCGAUGUGGCUGAUGGGGACCCUUUGUCGCACUUGUGGUCUCGCAAGUUAGGUGCCUAUUUUGUGUCUGCGGUUGAGGCUACUCGCAUUGUUCGGUCCGUUCCUGCCCAUGCCCCUCCAGUUGGUGUUUUCACUCUUGUCACUCUUGAAGCAACUGCGCGUUCUGAGGUGCAACCGGUCGAGACUAUUGUUGUCUUUCCUGACAAUAGUCAUCACAUUUACAAGGUUUUUCUCACGCACCUCGGCACUGACAAGUUGAGAACUACUGCUUGGACUACGGUAUCGCUUGCUUCGGUUGAUUCUGUUGAAGUGUUGCUUGAAUGGUGGAAAGAUUUGUCUGAUGGAGCUCUGGCUGGCGCAUGGACCGCCUCCGGCCACAAUGUCAGGGCUGAUAUCAUUCGCGUUUCUGUUCGCCUCCCAAAAGCGGAUGCCCUUACCUGUUUGAAAUCGGGAACGCAGCACAGUGCCGUUUUGGUUCGGGAUAUUCACACCAUUCCCGAGGCGAAAGACUUGUGUUGCGUCUGGAUUUCUCCUGGCUGUCCUGUCCUUGAAGGUUCUGCGGCCCACACUCGCCAAAGUUUGCAGUUGUAUUUGGCUAGCUUUGCUCACCCUUGGUCUGUUGUGCGUACUCCUUUUCGUUGGGGGAUCAGGAUCCACAAAGAUCAUGAGAGAGAAGUUAAAGCCAUUGUGCAGCCGCAUGCUGUGUUUGUGCCUGCUGAUCACUUCAAGUAUCGUAUUGCGCAUGUUCCCAGAUCCCUUGAUCCUGCUGUUCUGGUUGCCACUCUGACCUCUGACUCGUUCAAGCCCUACUUGGUUUCGUCUUUCAAGGGAGUUGUGACCAUAGCUGCGCUCUGUCCACCUGCGGACAUUGUGUUUACAAUUGCUGAGCUUGGUUGUACUCUGUUACUUCAGCAUCUUCCUGGUCCUGCCAGUGGUGGUCCUCCUCUUGUCCCGUCCCGCCAUGUUGAAGGUGCGAGCCCAAAGCGAAAGAGUCGGCGAGCUGACUCUGAAAAUGCUUCUGUUGGUCCUGACAAUGACCAUGGUGCUGACACUCGGGGUGGAGCUAAGGGAGGGGUUCUUUCUACUAAUCCGUUUGGUCCUUUGGAUGAUGCCUAUCAAGUUGUUUUUCCGCCUUUGCCCAACGCUGGUGUUGCUCGGGAGCUCGCUUCGACCGAACCUGAGUUUGAGCUUGGAACCCUGCCUAAUCUCGGGAACACAUGUUUUGCGGCUGUGGCUGUCCGUUGUUUGGCUCACAUUGUCAAAAAGUCGGAUUUGCGCUCGUCUGUCCUUCAAGAUGUUUCCUUGAGGCGUUUGUUGGAUGACUUGUCGCCGGCCCAGUGGACGCGCUUCAUCAAACAUCAUCACCUCGAGCAUGGUCAGCAGCAAGAUGCUGCUUUGUGGUUGCAGAAGUGGUUGGACUCUGAGUCGGUUUUGUGUUCGCAUCUUUCUGUCACUGAACAUGUUGCUCUUGAAUGUGUUGGGUGCAGUGAGCCCAAGACAGCUGAAUCAAGUUUUUCUCUUUGGCGCGUUCCCGCUCCCAGUGGCGGCUCUACUUCGUUGCAGAAGCUGCUUGAUGAUGAUCAAUGCUGUUCGGCCAACCCUGAGGUUGAAGUCUCGUGCUCAUGUUGUUUUGCUGAACAUGCGGAAGCUGUGUCUAAGCGUCUUUCUUUGAAUGACUGGCUUCUCAUUCAGACUCUGAGGGCUGAUUCUGCGUCUUCCGGGCAUUAUGUUUUGCUUGUUCGCUCAGGUCACGAUUGGCUGUUGUAUGACGAUGGAACUUGUCGUGUUGCCUCUGCUGAAGACAUCUUGGAUAUGCCUUCUUCCUGGUCGUUUGUGUUGUAUCGUCGGCGUUGUGAAGGAUCGUCGCCGCAGUCUCCUGCUGUUGUUGUUGACAUCGCUGCCUUGCCUGCAUCAUGUGCUGAUGCCGUUCCUUCGUCAAACCCUCCUGUUGCCCACCCCACGGUUGGUCCUUGCAGGGAUGACCGCCCUGACAUGCCGUCUGCUGACAAGCGUGCUGACAGUGUCAAUGAUUCCAGCGGCCCUCUCCAUGCUGAUUUGUGCAGCUUGCUUGCGGUUUUGUCUCAGCGGGUUGAUGCGCUUGAGGUUGAAGUGCAAUGUCUUCGGGGAGCUGGUUCCCUUCAUGAGAAGCUUGUGUCCUUGGCUUGUCCGGGUUCUGGUCCGUCCGUGCCUGUGCGCUCAACUCUUGGCGAUGCUUGUUCUCCCGGUGGUGACCGUCUAGGAGACACGGUUGCGAGCAACCCUGGCUGUGAUGCGGAUAAGCUUGUUGUUGCCUCUUGUCAGGGUCAGACCGGGAUGCAGGCCCAAUCCUUCCCCUGUGGCCCUCCUCCCCCGGUCGUUGUCGAACCUGUUCCUUCGGACGCUUUACCAAAACGGAAAAAGCCAGUCGAAAAACAAAGCAGCAAUCUGUCAUCAAUUCCUGUGGGCUCUUUUCCCCGUUCCACCAAUCCGGCAAUUGUGGCUGAAAUCCUUCGCUUGCAAACUGCUGGCUUUGCUGAAGUUGCUUGGAUUUUUGAGCGCUUGCACGCUGACUCCAUUUUGCUUCCUUUGGCCCAACAGGCGCAAGACGUUGGUGGUUGGAAAAAUCUGGGUGAAGCUUUGACUUAUAACAGUCGUGAAGCUCAAACUCAACUCCAGAAUGAUGGCAUCCAUAGCCCAAGCGUCCGCUGGCUUGUGUUUCGCAUGCUCCAGCGUGGGAGGUAUAAUCGGUUUGCUUCUGUCCUGGCGGCUGGUCAUUGGGACCUCUUGCGUCAGAGUUUGGCUGUGUGCGACGUUCCUGACUGGUGGUCGCCUCCUUGGUGUCGUCCUGUCCAUCGUCCGCAUGCUGCGCAAGCUCGUGGUCGUCGCCCGUUGCUUCCUCAUGAAUGGCAUCGCGCCCAAAGUUCCAAACGCAGUCGCCCCCCUGUUCCUGCUGCUCCUUGUGUUGGUGGCCCUGUCCGUUCGCGCAGUCGUUCCCGUUUUUGCGAUCAAACCUUGCCUGUGCCGGUUGCUCAACCUGCUGUUGUUGGAGCUCGUAAGGUCUCUGUGGCUGUUCCCACCUCUUCUGUGAAGAACAAGAAGAAGCGCAAGGCGAAAGGCCAAGCUGAUGUCAAAGGGGGUGAAACUGAAUCUGGUUCAACUCCUUCCUUGUUUCGGGUUGCUGCUAUGAAUGUGACUUCCCUUUUUUCCCGUGUUGCUGCGGUCUGUGCUCUUACGUUUGGUCUGGCGUGUGUCUCGGAGACUGCUCUCACCGGUACCGGGCAAGCCAGUGUUACUAUGCGACUGCAGCAGUCAGGGCGUUGUGUAGUUUGGGGCGCUCCUGUGCAUGGUCCUGGCGUUUCGUCGUCUCGAGGUGUUGCCUUGAUUGGUGGUCCUGGCGUUCGUCUUUCGCCGCUUGAUCUCCCGGAUUGUCUGUUGGAUUAUUGGGCAGAUGGUCGUAUUGUUGCUGGCAAAGUGUCUCAGCAGUUUGGCAAAGCGGAUAUUACUUGUGUUGCGUGCUACGGUCACGCACAUGAUGUUCAACGGCGAGAAGACAUGCUGAGCCAGAUUGUUGGUUGGGUGCUGUCGUUGCCCGGUCAUGUCCUUGUCGCUGGGGAUCUCAAUUCCUCUCUUCAGGAUUCACUUGCUUUACACCAGCUCGUGCGGCAGGGUUAUCGAACGGCCAAUCCUCAGGAAGUUGUGACAUGCUGUGCUCAUAACUCUCACACGGGUUCCGUUAUCGACCAUGUCCUUUUUUCUCCUUCAUUGUUGCAGUCCUUUGUGUGUGGGGAGGUUCUCUCUGCUGCUCCCUUCCCCACCCACCGACCCGUUUGCGCUGAUUUCGAUUUCAAUCCUGCUCAUGACUCUUGGAGUGUUUUGCAACCUCCUCGGUCUUUCCCUCUUUCCGAGUGUGUCUCCCGUUCUGUUAAGUCCCAGGAUUGGUCUGCUGACUUUAUUCAUGUCUCUAAUCUCCUUGAAGAUGAACGCCCUGAUGAUGCGUAUGCUCUAUGGACCCAACUCGCUGAAUGUGAACUUGCGCGGCAGUGCCGACUUGGUGGAAAAACUGUGUGCUCCUCCCAUUUCGGUCGCGCUGUUGUUCCUGCUCUUAGGGUUUGUGAUCCGCAGUCUCUUCGGCUCCAAGGUGAUGUUGACUUUCGUCGACUUGAACGCGCUCGUGCUGGCUUAGCUGAACUGUGCUCCUGUUGGGAUUCUUGUGUUGCUAACAAUCACAGCCAAGCCAUUUGGACCAAUGCUCGUCGUCGCAUCCUCCUUGUGUUUCGCUCCCAUCCUCUCCCGAGCCAACUCCCUGGCAAGGUUGAAGUCCAAACUCAACUUGAUGGGUUGCGGCGCACGAUUGAUCGGCGCAAUAAACAACGUCGCGAUGAAGUUUUGUCGGCCUGGCGCACUCGCAUGCAAAUGUCGCAGGCUGAAAGAUUCAAAUGGGCUAAGGCCAAAUACACCUCCUGGCAAAACAUUCACGAUACCGCUGCUUGCUUUCGAAAGGUUGAAGAGAUCUGGCAACCGAUCUUGGCUCGACGCCCGGAUGCAGCCCCUUCUUGCCCAUCAAACUUCACCGAAAAUGGUUUUGCUGAGCCUGCCUUGUCUAGCUCUCUCAAAAGUACGUUGCACCAGCUUGAUAUGCUUCGCAUGUCUGGUUCUGAUCUUCGGUCUGCUGUUGACAAAAUUGCGGCUCACUCCGCUUGUGGUGCUGAUGGUUGGCGUCGGUGUGAGUUGCUUGCCUUGCCCGCCUGUUUUUGGGAUCUCUUGGCUCAGGUUUUGUAUGGCAUGGCUGCUUCUGGCACUUGGCAUCCUUGUUUGCGCACGGUUGUGACUACUUUGAUUCCCAAGAAAGCUUCUGUUGACUUUCUGACUGAUCCUGCUGGUUUGCGUCCGAUCUCUGUGGCUUCUGUGGUUUACCGUGCUUGGUCUGGUGUCGUUGCGCAACGUCUGCAUGCUGUUUUGGAGUGUUCUCUGCCAUCGUGCUCUCAUGGCUUUCGCACUGGUGAGUCUGCCCAAGCUGCUAUGGCCUCCACGUAUCUUCGUUGUCAAAAUGCUUCCUUGUCUGGUUGUCAUGUUUAUUUGGUUUCCUAUGACAUGCACAAGUGUUUCGACUCGCUUCCUUGGCGCAAAGUGCGUGACAGCUUGGUUGAAUGCGGCGUGCAACCUGCGUGUGCUAGUGCUCUUCACAGUCUGUGGUCUGGUCUUCGUCGUAUUUGGAAACUCCAAGGUCGUUUCUCUGACGCGUUCUUCUCCAGUACUAACGGCCUGUUUCAAGGGGACCCUAGCGCUCCGGCGUGUUUGUCUGCGUUUCUCUGCUGUCCUAUUCGUGAGUUGGCUCGUCGUUUUCCUGAGGUUUCUAUCUCGCUUUAUGCUGAUGAUGUCCUGUUGUCUUCGCCUCAUCUGUCUCAGCUUCACGCUGCGCAUGAUUUCUUUGUUAGUUGGCUUCAGGACCAGCAUGUCACCUUGAACAUCGGUAAGUGCAAGUGGGCCAGUACUUGUCCAGGCAAUGAUGCCGUGAGCGCGGCUCAUUUUCAAAUUGGAGGCGUCAACUUGGGGCGUCUCACUAUUUUGGAAAUAUUGGGUGGGCAUUUUGAUCUCGGCGCUCUCUGCGUUGGCUCUUCUGCUCACUGGACUGCGUUGUUGGACAAGUUCUUAACCAUUGCCAAACGGUUCAAGUGUUUGUCGGUCGGGUAUGAACCUCGAUCUAGAGAUAUUGGGGCUUUGAUGAAUAUGCUCACUUACUCUGCUAUCGCUUGGGAUCCUCUGAGUGCGGUUGAUGCUCGCACACAGCGCAUCCUUGUCAAUGUGCUCUCUGGUGGUCGCACCAAUACCCGUAGGUGCUUAGAAGUUAGUCUUGCUCUUCUCAGUCCUAUUCAUCGGUCCUCUAUUCCUCAUGCGCUGCUUCAUGAACAGACCAUGGAAUGUCGCCGCAGAGUUAUGUGUCAAUCCUUCGCCCAGGCCUCUGAUAUGGCUGAUUGGGUUUGUCUACUGGCCCUGGUGUGCGUGGCAGUCAUGCAUGUGCCUUCUAAGCUGACAGUGUGUCGUCGCUCUCACGUUGUUGUUGUCCGGAAGUCUUUGUGGCCGGAUCUUCUUGGGGGCACUGGUUUGGAGGAAAUUGGUUCCAAGUCAUGGUUGGACAACAUCUUGCAGGGCUUGAAUGCCCGACAACUGAAGCCACCCAUGCAGCAAGUUCGGAUGCUCGCGCAAGAUGAAGCCACUUUGCGGCGACUACAAAAAAGUGAAUCGCUGAAACAUCAGCUUGACAUUAUUUGUGGCGCUGCUUAUAAGGCCAAGUUGUCGUGGAAGAAAAUUGAUCAAAUUGACCCUGUUUCUUCUACUCUCUCAACUGCUGCCCCGGCGGCUCCUCCUCCUUUGCCUGAAGUGCAAACAUGGAGGUUGCGUGCUCGUGACUGGAAAGUUGUGAAACCAGCAGCUACCGAUGGUGACGCUGUGAGUGGAGAAAGGCAUGAUGCAUUUCGCGAUGUGGCUGAUGGGGACCCUUUGUCGCACUUGUGGUCUCGCAAGUUAGGUGCCUAUUUUGUGUCUGCGGUUGAGGCUACUCGCAUUGUUCGGUCCGUUCCUGCCCAUGCCCCUCCAGUUGGUGUUUUCACUCUUGUCACUCUUGAAGCAACUGCGCGUUCUGAGGUGCAACCGGUCGAGACUAUUGUUGUCUUUCCUGACAAUAGUCAUCACAUUUACAAGGUUUUUCUCACGCACCUCGGCACUGACAAGUUGAGAACUACUGCUUGGACUACGGUAUCGCUUGCUUCGGUUGACUCUGUUGAAGUGUUGCUUGAAUGGUGGAAAGAUUUGUCUGAUGGAGCUGUUUUGGCUGCCUUUGAUAAAUUUGUGAAACUUGCUUCUUCGCCUCUGGCUGGCGCAUGGACCGCCUCCGGCCACAAUGUCAGGGCUGAUAUCAUUCGCGUUUCUGUUCGCCUCCCAAAAGCGGAUGCCCUUACCUGUUUGAAAUCGGGAACGCAGCACAGCGCCGUUUUGGUUCGGGAUAUUCACACCAUUCCUGAGGCGAAAGACUUGUGUUGCGUCUGGAUUUCUCCUGGCUGUCCUGUCCUUGAAGGUUCUGCGGCCCACACUCGCCAAAGUUUGCAGUUGUAUUUGGCUAGCUUUGCUCACCCUUGGUCUGUUGUGCGUACUCCUUUUCGUUGGGGGAUCAGGAUCCACAAAGAUCAUGAGAGAGAAGUUAAAGCCAUUGUGCAGCCGCAUGCUGUGUUUGUGCCUGCUGAUCACUUCAAGUAUCGUAUUGCGCAUGUUCCCAGAUCCCUUGAUCCUGCUGUUCUGGUUGCCACUCUGACCUCUGACUCGUUCAAGCCCUACUUGGUUUCGUCUUUCAAGGGAGUUGUGACCAUAGCUGCGCUCUGUCCACCUGCGGACAUUGUGUUUACAAUUGCUGAGCUUGGUUGUACUCUGUUACUUCAGCAUCUUCCUGGUCCUGCCAGUGGUGGUCCUCCUCUUGUCCCGUCCCGCCAUGUUGAAGGUGCGAGCCCAAAGCGAAAGAGUCGGCGAGCUGACUCUGAAAAUGCUUCUGUUGGUCCUGACAAUGACCAUGGUGCUGACACUCGGGGUGGAGCUAAGGGAGGGGUUCUUUCUACUAAUCCGUUUGGUCCUUUGGAUGAUGCCUAUCAAGUUGUUUUUCCGCCUUUGCCCAACGCUGGUGUUGCUCGGGAGCUCGCUUCGACCGAACCUGAGUUUGAGCUUGGAACCCUGCCUAAUCUCGGGAACACAUGUUUUGCGGCUGUGGCUGUCCGUUGUUUGGCUCACAUUGUCAAAAAGUCGGAUUUGCGCUCGUCUGUCCUUCAAGAUGUUUCCUUGAGGCGUUUGUUGGAUGACUUGUCGCCGGCCCAGUGGACGCGCUUCAUCAAACAUCAUCACCUCGAGCAUGGUCAGCAGCAAGAUGCUGCUUUGUGGUUGCAGAAGUGGUUGGACUCUGAGUCGGUUUUGUGUUCGCAUCUUUCUGUCACUGAACAUGUUGCUCUUGAAUGUGUUGGGUGCAGUGAGCCCAAGACAGCUGAAUCAAGUUUUUCUCUUUGGCGCGUUCCCGCUCCCAGUGGCGGCUCUACUUCGUUGCAGAAGCUGCUUGAUGAUGAUCAAUGCUGUUCGGCCAACCCUGAGGUUGAAGUCUCGUGCUCAUGUUGUUUUGCUGAACACGCGGAAGCUGUGUCUAAGCAUCUUUCUUUGAAUGACUGGCUUCUCAUUCAGACUCUGAGGGCUGAUGUCAAUGAUAAGAAAAAACACACGGCUAUUUCACUCCCCGACACGGUUGUUGUUGCUGAUGCGUCUUGGGAUAUGCACCUUGCCGUGUGUCACUUGGGUGAGUCUGCGUCUUCCGGGCAUUAUGUUUUGCUUGUUCGCUCAGGUCACGAUUGGCUGUUGUAUGACGAUGGAACUUGUCGUGUUGCCUCUGCUGAAGACAUCUUGGAUAUGCCUUCUUCCUGGUCGUUUGUGUUGUAUCGUCGGCGUUGUGAAGGAUCGUCGCCGCAGUCUCCUGCUGUUGUUGUUGACAUCGCUGCCUUGCCUGCAUCAUGUGCUGAUGCCGUUCCUUCGUCAAACCCUCCUGUUGCCCACCCCACGGUUGGUCCUUGCAGGGAUGACCGCCCUGACAUGCCGUCUGCUGACAAGCGUGCUGACAGUGUCAAUGAUUCCAGCGGCCCUCUCCAUGCUGAUUUGUGCAGCUUGCUUGCGGUUUUGUCUCAGCGGGUUGAUGCGCUUGAGGUUGAAGUGCAAUGUCUUCGGGGAGCUGGUUCCCUUCAUGAGAAGCUUGUGUCCUUGGCUUGUCCGGGUUCUGGUCCGUCCGUGCCUGUGCGCUCAACUCUUGGCGAUGCUUGUUCUCCCGGUGGUGACCGUCUAGGAGACACGGUUGCGAGCAACCCUGGCUGUGAUGCGGAUAAGCUUGUUGUUGCCUCUUGUCAGGGUCAGACCGGGAUGCAGGCCCAAUCCUUCCCCUGUGGCCCUCCUCCCCCGGUCGUUGUCGAACCUGUUCCUUCGGACGCUUUACCAAAACGGAAAAAGCCAGUCGAAAAACAAAGCAGCAAUCUGUCAUCAAUUCCUGUGGGCUCUUUUCCCCGUUCCACCAAUCCGGCAAUUGUGGCUGAAAUCCUUCGCUUGCAAACUGCUGGCUUUGCUGAAGUUGCUUGGAUUUUUGAGCGCUUGCACGCUGACUCCAUUUUGCUUCCUUUGGCCCAACAGGCGCAAGACGUUGGUGGUUGGAAAAAUCUGGGUGAAGCUUUGACUUAUAACAGUCGUGAAGCUCAAACUCAACUCCAGAAUGAUGGCAUCCAUAGCCCAAGCGUCCGCUGGCUUGUGUUUCGCAUGCUCCAGCGUGGGAGGUAUAAUCGGUUUGCUUCUGUCCUGGCGGCUGGUCAUUGGGACCUCUUGCGUCAGAGUUUGGCUGUGUGCGACGUUCCUGACUGGUGGUCGCCUCCUUGGUGUCGUCCUGUCCAUCGUCCGCAUGCUGCGCAAGCUCGUGGUCGUCGCCCGUUGCUUCCUCAUGAAUGGCAUCGCGCCCAAAGUUCCAAACGCAGUCGCCCCCCUGUUCCUGCUGCUCCUUGUGUUGGUGGCCCUGUCCGUUCGCGCAGUCGUUCCCGUUUUUGCGAUCAAACCUUGCCUGUGCCGGUUGCUCAACCUGCUGUUGUUGGAGCUCGUAAGGUCUCUGUGGCUGUUCCCACCUCUUCUGUGAAGAACAAGAAGAAGCGCAAGGCGAAAGGCCAAGCUGAUGUCAAAGGGGGUGAAACUGAAUCUGGUUCAACUCCUUCCUUGUUUCGGGUUGCUGCUAUGAAUGUGACUUCCCUUUUUUCCCGUGUUGCUGCGGUCUGUGCUCUUACGUUUGGUCUGGCGUGUGUCUCGGAGACUGCUCUCACCGGUACCGGGCAAGCCAGUGUUACUAUGCGACUGCAGCAGUCAGGGCGUUGUGUAGUUUGGGGCGCUCCUGUGCAUGGUCCUGGCGUUUCGUCGUCUCGAGGUGUUGCCUUGAUUGGUGGUCCUGGCGUUCGUCUUUCGCCGCUUGAUCUCCCGGAUUGUCUGUUGGAUUAUUGGGCAGAUGGUCGUAUUGUUGCUGGCAAAGUGUCUCAGCAGUUUGGCAAAGCGGAUAUUACUUGUGUUGCGUGCUACGGUCACGCACAUGAUGUUCAACGGCGAGAAGACAUGCUGAGCCAGAUUGUUGGUUGGGUGCUGUCGUUGCCCGGUCAUGUCCUUGUCGCUGGGGAUCUCAAUUCCUCUCUUCAGGAUUCACUUGCUUUACACCAGCUCGUGCGGCAGGGUUAUCGAACGGCCAAUCCUCAGGAAGUUGUGACAUGCUGUGCUCAUAACUCUCACACGGGUUCCGUUAUCGACCAUGUCCUUUUUUCUCCUUCAUUGUUGCAGUCCUUUGUGUGUGGGGAGGUUCUCUCUGCUGCUCCCUUCCCCACCCACCGACCCGUUUGCGCUGAUUUUGAUUUCAAUCCUGCUCAUGACUCUUGGAGUGUUUUGCAACCUCCUCGGUCUUUCCCUCUUUCCGAGUGUGUCUCCCGUUCUGUUAAGUCCCAGGAUUGGUCUGCUGACUUUAUUCAUGUCUCUAAUCUCCUUGAAGAUGAACGCCCUGAUGAUGCGUAUGCUCUAUGGACCCAACUCGCUGAAUGUGAACUUGCGCGGCAGUGCCGACUUGGUGGAAAAACUGUGUGCUCCUCCCAUUUCGGUCGCGCUGUUGUUCCUGCUCUUAGGGUUUGUGAUCCGCAGUCUCUUCGGCUCCAAGGUGAUGUUGACUUUCGUCGACUUGAACGCGCUCGUGCUGGCUUAGCUGAACUGUGCUCCUGUUGGGAUUCUUGUGUUGCUAACAAUCACAGCCAAGCCAUUUGGACCAAUGCUCGUCGUCGCAUCCUCCUUGUGUUUCGCUCCCAUCCUCUCCCGAGCCAACUCCCUGGCAAGGUUGAAGUCCAAACUCAACUUGAUGGGUUGCGGCGCACGAUUGAUCGGCGCAAUAAACAACGUCGCGAUGAAGUUUUGUCGGCCUGGCGCACUCGCAUGCAAAUGUCGCAGGCUGAAAGAUUCAAAUGGGCUAAGGCCAAAUACACCUCCUGGCAAAACAUUCACGAUACCGCUGCUUGCUUUCGAAAGGUUGAAGAGAUCUGGCAACCGAUCUUGGCUCGACGCCCGGAUGCAGCCCCUUCUUGCCCAUCAAACUUCACCGAAAAUGGUUUUGCUGAGCCUGCCUUGUCUAGCUCUCUCAAAAGUACGUUGCACCAGCUUGAUAUGCUUCGCAUGUCUGGUUCUGAUCUUCGGUCUGCUGUUGACAAAAUUGCGGCUCACUCCGCUUGUGGUGCUGAUGGUUGGCGUCGGUGUGAGUUGCUUGCCUUGCCCGCCUGUUUUUGGGAUCUCUUGGCUCAGGUUUUGUAUGGCAUGGCUGCUUCUGGCACUUGGCAUCCUUGUUUGCGCACGGUUGUGACUACUUUGAUUCCCAAGAAAGCUUCUGUUGACUUUCUGACUGAUCCUGCUGGUUUGCGUCCGAUCUCUGUGGCUUCUGUGGUUUACCGUGCUUGGUCUGGUGUCGUUGCGCAACGUCUGCAUGCUGUUUUGGAGUGUUCUCUGCCAUCGUGCUCUCAUGGCUUUCGCACUGGUGAGUCUGCCCAAGCUGCUAUGGCCUCCACGUAUCUUCGUUGUCAAAAUGCUUCCUUGUCUGGUUGUCAUGUUUAUUUGGUUUCCUAUGACAUGCACAAGUGUUUCGACUCGCUUCCUUGGCGCAAAGUGCGUGACAGCUUGGUUGAAUGCGGCGUGCAACCUGCGUGUGCUAGUGCUCUUCACAGUCUGUGGUCUGGUCUUCGUCGUAUUUGGAAACUCCAAGGUCGUUUCUCUGACGCGUCCUUCUCCAGUACUAACGGCCUGUUUCAAGGGGACCCUAGCGCUCCGGCGUGUUUGUCUGCGUUUCUCUGCUGUCCUAUUCGUGAGUUGGCUCGUCGUUUUCCUGAGGUUUCUAUCUCGCUUUAUGCUGAUGAUGUCCUGUUGUCUUCGCCUCAUCUGUCUCAGCUUCACGCUGCGCAUGAUUUCUUUGUUAGUUGGCUUCAGGACCAGCAUGUCACCUUGAACAUCGGUAAGUGCAAGUGGGCCAGUACUUGUCCAGGCAAUGAUGCCGUGAGCGCGGCUCAUUUUCAAAUUGGAGGCGUCAACUUGGGGCGUCUCACUAUUUUGGAAAUAUUGGGUGGGCAUUUUGAUCUCGGCGCUCUCUGCGUUGGCUCUUCUGCUCACUGGACUGCGUUGUUGGACAAGUUCUUAACCAUUGCCAAACGGUUCAAGUGUUUGUCAGUCGGGUAUGAACCUCGAUCUAGAGAUAUUGGGGCUUUGAUGAAUAUGCUCACUUACUCUGCUAUCGCUUGGGAUCCUCUGAAUGCGGUUGAUGCUCGCACACAGCGCAUCCUUGUCAAUGUGCUCUCUGGUGGUCGUACCAAUACCCGUAGGUGCUUAGAAGUUAGUCUUGCUCUUCUCAGUCCUAUUCAUCGGUCCUCUAUUCCUCAUGCGCUGCUUCAUGAACAGGUUGCGUUGUUGUUUCGGCUGGCAAAUACCAAUUUGGAAUAUCAACAGCUUUUGCAGUCCCAUUUCCAUUUAUGUUCUGAAAUGACUUGUCCUCCUGCUGAUUCCUUUUAUGUUCGGCUACAACAGGCCCUUCAGGCUUUUGGGUGGAGGUGGGUUGCUUGGAAUCAACUGGCGUCUCAAAGUGGACAAAUGUUUCAUCUAGUCUGCAAGACCAUGGAAUGUCGCCGCAGAGUUAUGUGUCAAUCCUUCGCCCAGGCCUCUGAUAUGGCUGAUGUGAUGAAAACUUUUGCAAGCACACGUUUGCUUCAUAAGAGGGAACUGCAUCAACAUAGCCUUUCAUGCUUGCAUGCUUUGCGAGAUGCCAUGCGCCAUGUGUGUUUUCAGACUGCUAGUCGGCGCAGACGUGACAUGCGCAAUUUGGAACAUGUUGAUCGGGCCCUGUUGCGUCGUGUUCUGGGUUCCGAUGAGGUUGCAUGCAGUAUUCGUUGUAUUAUGCAAGGUGCCACUCUCACUGCUGAUCGUCUGAACCGGUCUUCUCGCGGUACUGUGUCUGCUACUUGUCCGUUUUGUCGCCUUGGUGUUGAAACCGAGAUUCAUCGUUGGUGGCAAUGUCCGCGUUGGGAUUAUGUCAGGUCUUCCUGCUUGGGUGAGCAUGCCCCUGUGAUUUGCGCCCAGCUUGCUGCAAGCGACUCUGUCGCAUCAAUUUGUGGCAUCCCCACUCUGGGUUUGUCAGCUUUUCUACAGUCAAAGUGGGUAGACAUUUGUGCUUGCAUGGCGGCUGUUUUGGGGGCUGCCAAUGAACAUGAUCAGUAA